AUGGACCGCGCGGCUCUGGCCGGGCGUGAGGCGGAGGUGGUGCCCGAGGAGGACGACGCAGCGCUGCUGGCCGCGCUGCGCGCGCAGAUGGUGGCGGACCCGCGCGCCGCGGCGGGGCUGCUGGGCGCCACCAACCCGCUGCUGCGCUACGUGGCCGACGCCGCGCCGCAGGCCGGCGAGCAGGCCAUGCGGUCGGGGCGGGAGCCGGGCGCCAGCGGCGCGGGAGACACGGCGGAGGAGGCGCGCCUGCGCGCCGCCGCCGGCGCGGCCAUGGGCGACCUGGGCACCUCGGGCGACGCGCCCUUUGGUGGCGAGGUGGCGCUGGAGAGCCAGGCGUACUGGUGGCACGAGAAGUACCGCCCGCGCCGGCCCAAGUACUUCAAUCGCGUGCACACGGGGUACGAGUGGAACAAGUACAACCAGACGCAUUACGAUGGUGACAACCCGCCGCCCAAGAGCGUGCAGGGCUACAAGUUCAACAUCUUCUACCCGGACCUCAUCGACAAGUCCAAGUCGCCGGUGUACAAGAUCGAGAAGGACCCCAACGCCGUGGCGGGGGAGACCUGCAUCCUGCGCUUCACAGCGGGUCCGCCGUACGAGGACAUCGCCUUCCGAAUCGUCAACAAGGACUGGGAGUACAAUCACAAGAAAGGCUUCAAGUCCGUCUUCGACCGCGGCAUCCUGCACGUCUACUUCAACUUCAGGAGGCAGCGCUACAGGCGAUGA
Messenger RNA from Auxenochlorella protothecoides, 726 nucleotides. RefSeq names its product Cactin. Gene Ontology annotation, molecular function: protein binding. NCBI's taxonomy places the organism in Eukaryota, Viridiplantae, Chlorophyta, Trebouxiophyceae, Chlorellales, Chlorellaceae. The record is from RefSeq and is a predicted model, not a curated record. The transcript has 4 exons. Bases 1 to 726 code for a protein of 241 amino acids. Gene Ontology annotation, biological process: mRNA cis splicing, via spliceosome. Gene Ontology annotation, cellular component: cytoplasm; spliceosomal complex.